CCGGGGCUCCCCCACCUCCCUCGCUUGGCAUCGCGGCUCGCAAACUCCCCAUCUCCGCAAGGCAAGCGAACCCGGCGGAACCGUCGCCGAGAAGAGAAGAGGAGAGACAAGGUGGAGUAGGCCAUGUCCAACGUGCCCGCCUCCCUCCGCGACUCCUCCCUCACCGUCUUCCGCCUCGCCAUGUCCAGCUCCGACCCCUGGCCCUUCUCUUCCUGCCUCUAGCCACCAGCCGCCUCCGCCUCGAUCGGCUUCCUCUCCCUCCUCCUCCUCUUCUAGAGCAGCAGGCCGCCGCUCCUCCUCGCUUCGGUUCUCGGGGAGGGGCUCGGCCGAUCGAUCUGGCCUGCCUGGCGGCAAUCAUCAUGCACGGCAAGCACCACCACCAGCAGCAGCAGCAGAUGGCGCCGGCCGCGGUGGCGCCCAAGGGGUGCGUGACGGUGCGGGUGGGCGCGGACGGGGAGGAGCAGCGCCGGUUUUUUGUUCCGCUGGGCCACCUCAAGCACCCGCUCUUCGGCGCGCUGCUCGAGGAGGCCGAGCGCGAGUACGGCUUCCGCCACCAGGGCGCCAUCGCCAUCCCCUGCCGCGUCGACCGCUUCGUCCAGGUCGAGCACCUCAUCGGCCAGGACCUCCACGGCGCCGGCAGCAGCACCUGCGCGCAGCACCUCGUCGACCUCGACAGCGCCGCCGCCGCCGCCCCGCACCACCACCACCACCACCUGCACCUGCCGCGCUUCGUCGGCUGCUUCCGCGCCUGAUGAUGACCUGAAUCAGUUCGAUCGAGGUGGCUCCUCGUGUUGCUUGAUUAUUAGCUUUUGGUUUUGGCUCGCCCUCCCUUGUCUAUCUCGCGUUGGUUUGUGAGGGUUGAUGUCGAUCGGUGUGAAGCUUAAUUUGCGGCGAGAGCCAGGGAGGGCGGUGCAUCUAGAUGUUGGCGAUGAUGACGAAAAAUUGUGAUGAGGAUGAACUCAAUUGUAAAGAUCUAGAGAGAUCCUGUUGAUCUUUAGCCUUAGUUUUUCCCCCCUUAAUAUAUAUAUAUACUUAAUACUUUGCUAAUAUGCUCCGCAAAAUUAUAUUAAGAGUGGUUUUGUUCGUGUAAAUCAUAACGAUUAA
Molecule: messenger RNA, 1104 nt
Organism: Panicum virgatum (switchgrass)
Lineage: Eukaryota; Viridiplantae; Streptophyta; Magnoliopsida; Poales; Poaceae
Product: auxin-responsive protein SAUR32-like
Exons: 1
Coding region: 360-752 (130 amino acids)
Biological process (GO): response to auxin
Source: RefSeq, a predicted model, not a curated record